AUGCCUUCUCACAACAACGCCCAACGGCUCUACACGACGGACUACACAGUGCCUCCGCUGAAAGACAAGUCACUAUUCAUCCAGAAAGCCUUUGUCAAUGGCGAGUGGGUAGAUGCCGAGUCCGGAAAGACAUUCGAGAUCCACGACCCUGCUACCGGAAAACUGAUCGGAAGUUGCCCCGAGUUCAGCGCAUCAGAUACCGAGAAAGCCAUCCAGGCGGCCAGCGAGGCCUUCCCCAAGUUCCGCACAACCCUCGCCCGUGAGCGAGCUCGGAUGCUCCGACGAUGGUACCAGCUCAUGGUCGACAACGCUGAGGACCUGGCAACAUUAAUUACGUGGGAGAACGGCAAGCCCCUCGCCGACGCCAAGGGCGAAGUGAACUACGCCGCUAGCUUCUUCGAAUGGUUCAGCGAAGAGGCACCCCGAAUUUACGGCGACACUAUCCCAGCCUCUGUACCCGGUAACCGCGUCAUCACCGUCAAGCAGCCCGUCGGCGUCUGCGGCCUGAUUACGCCAUGGAACUUCCCCGCUGCUAUGAUCACCCGCAAGAUCGGACCUGCUCUUGCUGCCGGUUGCACUGUGGUCACAAAGUCACCGGGCGAGACUCCAUUCACAGCCAAUGCCCUCGCAGAGCUGGCCAAGCGCGCCGGCAUCCCUAAUGGUGUCGUUAACAUUGUUACAGCUAUGAAGAACACCCCCGAAGUCGGUGAGAUGAUUACGACUCACCCAGAGGUCCGCAAGGUCUCCUUCACGGGCUCCACAAACGUCGGAAGACUUCUGAUGAAGCAAUCCGCAUCGACUAUCAAGAAGGUUUCCUGGGAACUCGGCGGCAACGCGCCCUUCAUCGUCUUCGAUGAUGUCGACGACCUCGACGCCGCAGUCACUGGCGCAAUUGCCUCGAAGUUCCGCAGCUCCGGCCAGACCUGCGUCUGCGCAAACCGCAUCUACGUGCAAAAGGGCAUCUACAACGAAUUCGUCCAGAAGUUCGUGGAGAAGAUCAAGAACUUCAAGGUCGGGGCUGGUUUCGAGGAAGGCGUUACUCAUGGACCCGUUAUCCACGAUCGCGCUGUCGACAAGGUCGACGACCAUGUUCAGGACGCCGUCUCCAAGGGCGCCAAGCUUGUUGCUGGUGGUCAGAGACGAUCUGACCUCGGCCCUAACUUCUACGCUCUCACCGUCCUGACGGAUAUGAGCAAGGACAUGAAGAUUGCUUCGGAGGAGACGUUCGGCCCUGUGGCUGGGCUGUUCCCGUUCGAGACGGAGAAGGAGGUUGUUGACCUCGCUAACAAGGCUGAGGUCGGUCUGGCUGGAUACUUCUUCAGCGGGAACGUCAAGCGCAUUUUCCGUGUUGCUGAGGCGCUGGAGGUUGGUAUGGUUGGUGUCAAUACUGGGUUGAUUAGCGAUGUUGCGUCUCCAUUCGGCGGUGUCAAGCAAAGUGGCUUUGGCCGUGAGGGCAGCAAGUAUGGCAUUGAGGAAUUCAUGACGAUCAAAAGUGUCACCUUUGGUGGAAUGGGUGAGCCUCUGCAAUCGUGA
Messenger RNA from Aspergillus mulundensis, 1533 nucleotides. Its product is annotated as NAD-dependent succinate-semialdehyde dehydrogenase. Gene Ontology annotation, biological process: GABA catabolic process. The record is from RefSeq and is a predicted model, not a curated record. The coding region runs from base 1 to 1533 and encodes 510 amino acids. The transcript has 4 exons. Gene Ontology annotation, molecular function: succinate-semialdehyde dehydrogenase (NAD+) activity. NCBI's taxonomy places the organism in Eukaryota, Fungi, Ascomycota, Eurotiomycetes, Eurotiales, Aspergillaceae.